Molecule: messenger RNA, 1167 nt
Organism: Drosophila ananassae
Lineage: Eukaryota; Metazoa; Arthropoda; Insecta; Diptera; Drosophilidae
Product: glutathione S-transferase 1
Exons: 1
Coding region: 196-858 (220 amino acids)
Biological process (GO): glutathione metabolic process
Molecular function (GO): glutathione transferase activity
Source: RefSeq, a predicted model, not a curated record
UUACUGAUAACUUCACAUUUUGAUUGUUUGUCAAAAAAACAUAAAGAGCUUUUUUUAACAAACACUUCAGAAUCCUUAUCUUCAAGAUACUCUAUCUUCAGCCAAAGCUCUUCGAGCUCUUCGAUGAGGGCUAUUUAACACUCUCUUUGAAUAAAUUGAAGCUCAGUGAUUGAAGAACCUCGAAAGAGACACAACAUGGGAAAGAUAACUCUUUACGGAAUAGACCGAAGCCCCCCAGUUCGAUCGGUGCUCUUGACCCUUCGAGCUCUGGAUCUGGACUUUGAGUACAAGAUCGUGGAUCUCUCCGCCAAGGAGCAGCUCAGGCCGGAGUUCCUCAAGAUGAAUCCCUUGCACACGGUGCCCACCUUGGAUGACGAUGGCUUCUACCUGUACGAUAGCCACGCCAUCAACGCCUACCUGGUGAGCAAGUACGGCAAGGGCGACUCCCUCUACCCCAAGGAUCUCCAGAAGAGGGCUAUUGUGGACCAGCGACUGCACAACAACUCCAGUGUGAAUACGCCCACCGGCAAGGCCAUAACCUUUCCCAUCCUCUAUAGGAAUGAGUUUGAGAUUCCGAAAGCGAGAUUAGAUGCCUUGGAAGGAGUUUAUAAAAAUUUGAAUCUCUUUCUGACAGAUUACGAGUACUUGGCUGGAAAUACUCUAACCAUAGCUGAUCUCCAUGUCAUUGCUUGGAUAACCGGAAUGGUUGUCUUUCUGGAGGUAGAUUUAAAUAAAUUCCCAAACUUGGCUAGUUGGCUGAAAAGGAUGAAGCAGUUGCCCUUCUACGAGGAGGCCAAUGGCUCCAGGAUAGCACCAGUUGUGGAGUUUGUUAAAAGCAAAAACUUUACCAUUGUUUAGAUUUACUUUACACAACUGUUGAUUAAUUAUUUAAUUAAUUAGUAGAUAUACUAAAUAUUAAACUAACUAACCCUUAUUGUAGUUCUUUGUAGCCCAGUGUAGCUUAUUGAUUUUAUAUAUGAAACAAAAAUAAAGAGUGACAGCUAAGAGCUUUUGUUUGCCCGGUUAAGUGAUAUCAUCAAAGCUCUCUUAGGUCAGUGUUUCUUGCCAACUAGUUAUUAACUUUCUCCUAUUACUUCAUAGUUGAACUAAAGGCACUCCCAUCAACUAAGUUAUUCCUUUAUUUUUAUAAAUAUUUCAUUAAAAAUA